AGGUGGCUAAUUUUUGUAAUAAAAGGCGGAAGGUGGUAUAGACAGGGUGGUUGAAGUCUGUUGGCGACUGUAUAAUACAACUCAAGUCGACUUGUACUAGUCUAGUGUCACCACUCUGCAUUUUACUCACCGGGGUGAAAUGAGAUGCUAAUUUCUCUAUCAUUGAUGCGGGAGACAAGACCCAGCCUUUGAUGCCCGCAACUUAUCUGACUGUGGAUCCCCCCGGAGGGAGACUUGGAUUGUGAUAAACAUCAGCGGGAGCUGCUCCGAGCAUAACGGUAGAAGCUUAUGACAGUUGCGUUCAGAACGGCUAAGCCUUGCACAAUCUGGGCACAGAGAAGUGUGGGGUGAGAAGAAAUAAAAUCAUCACAUGUUCAAAAGCCACGUUGUAUGACUGGAGUCUUACACCCCUUGCUGUAAAUACAAGGUUUUAUUAAUUCUUCUGUCAGCGGCGGAACUCCAUUGCAAUGAUUUGUCUCUGCGUCUUCAAAACCCUCAAGUAUUGACCAAAUAUCGGAUGGAAAUCAAUUUGUUGUGACAACAUCUCGAGGAUUAAUGAUCGGCGUGCUGCGAUUGUUGGAUGCGUCCAAAGUGGACACCAAGGCGUCUAAGAGACUAGUCCAAGACGGAACAAAUUCCAAUAAUAUUUCACAAAUUACCAAUCUUCACACAGGAGAGUACACCAUUUGUAACACUCGAGGGAUCUCAUUCUUUCUCCCGAGACCUGGAUGGUAGUGUGACGUUGUGUCAUACUUGAAAACUAGAGUUUGGUAGUUCUUGAUAUAAAAAAAACAACCUCGCACAGUGAAGUGGCGAUUUGAUUAACUUGGAUAUAUUUGACAGUGUGUAAAGUCCAACUACAUUUCGUCUUGUGAAGAAGGUAUACUUUUCAACAAGAACUCUCGUCUAAGCAUCAUGGCGACUGCGACCACCGCCUACCCGUACUCGCUUAUAGAUAGCAGCCUUCCACCGGUCAAUUCUACUUUCUUAGUGACCAGUAUUGUGGAUGUAAACUCGACGAACUCUUCGUUGAUCACGGAGGAUUUUGACGAUGACCGUAACAGGGGCGUCCGGAUCGGGUUCGGGUUGAAUAUCUACCUGACCGCUACGCUGUACGGUAUCGUCUUCGUGCUGGCCAUCGUGGGCAACAUCUUGGUUCUCGUCACGCUGGCCCAGGAUAAGAGGAUGCGUACGGUGACCAACAUGUUCCUGCUGAGCCUGGCUUUUAGCGAUCUCCUCUUUGGUAUAUUCUGCAUGCCGUUUACGGUGGUUGGGAACAUGCUUGGACGAUUCGUCUUCGGAGCUGUUAUUUGCAAAAUCGUACCGUACAUUCAAGGUAUAUCAGUCACAGUGUCCGUAUGGACCAUGGUCGUCAUAUCACUGGAGAGGUAUCAUGCCAUCUGCAACCCUCUGUCGUCACGUGUCUGGCAGACAAAAGCGCACGCGUACAAGGCCAUAGUUGGGGUGUGGAUGGUGGCUUUGUUUCUCAAUCUACCAGCGGUAAUCUUCAGCAAGUUAUUCUCGUUCAACAGCGGCACCGUAUUCAGAUGCGAUGAGAUUUGGCCUGCUACACUCUAUCGAACAAUUUAUAGGAUGUGUUUGUUUGUGAUUCUAAUGGUGGCUCCACUCUUCACGAUGCUCACUGCUUAUGGCCUUAUCAUCCGAGAGCUACGUAGAGGCAUGAAGCUUGAACAAUGUGGAGCUGAUAAUGAGAAAAGGGAGAACGGAAUAGCAAUGAAGAACAUGGGAGACGAAGCCUCCUGUAGCCUCAACGAGAAAAAAACUAAGAAAUCCGACAAAAAGCCGGCACAAGCUACGAUGCGGAGCACCUCAACCAGCGGGGCCAAGAAACGCGUCGUCAAGAUGCUCAUCGUCAUCGUGGCGCUGUUCUUUGUCUGCUGGACACCAUCUUGGGUCGGCAACAUCUGGAUCAUGAUCUCUGAGAAGAGCGCCAGCGAGCACUUCGGCCGGGCCGAGGUGACCAUCUUCAAGCUGAUGACGUACGCCUCGGCGUGUGUCAACCCCAUCGUCUACUGCUUCAUGAAUAAGCGUUUCCGACAGGGCUUCCUCAACGCGUUCUCAUGCGGCCGGAGAGGACGCGCGGGGGACCGAGCCACGGCGAGCGGUGACGUCAGCCGAUUUCAGUCGACACGGCGCACAAAUGUGCCGCGACCUAGCCCAACGAAUUACACUAACGUCUCGUCGGACUCUUCGGUGUAGCUUGGCGUCGGGAGAGGCUAACUAGCAGUCCUGGAACUUCAUCUUUUGACCUUGUUCAAAAGGCAUCGCCAGUUUCAUUUUUGCAAAGGGCAUUUCCAUUGGAAAAUCUCAAAGUCAAUGGCAAACUUUUGAAGGGCACCAAGGCCAAGACCAGGGGCAACAGAGGCUGAGAACUCUGUGGCAUGGGUGUAGUUCCAGGCAUGUACUAGCACCUCCCUUACUUGGUUGACCAAGUGAGGCAGGUUAUCCACGAUUGUGUCAUUUUUUGGGCCACACGGCUAUAAAGGUAGUCAGAGAUAAAAGAUAUGUGUAUAGAUUUGUGUGGAGCCAUCAAAAUACUUUCAUUAGUUUGUUGAUAUGGUCCUCCCGACACAUUGAAAUGGACAUCUUCAAGGUCCAAUUUAUUUAUCUUCCCAAGGGAUAUGGCAUUCUGGCUUGUUUUACAUAAAAUUAGAAGUUGCAGGAAUGGUAAAAUAUCCAUUUUGAACUUCUACUUGGGGGUCAAAAACUAAAUUUAUGAACGCUGCAUACGUUCAGGCGCAGAAGUUAUAAAAUAACUUGAUACAGGAUGGCAUUAUGCGGUCAAUGAGCUUUGGUGUUGAUUUUUGAAUUUUUUGUUUGUUUUUGUCCCGCACUAAAAUUUGAUCGCAAAGUUUUUUAAUUCUGACCAGCAGUCUUGCAUGCUUGGCAUUUUUUAUCUCCAAAGCCAAACCUUUCACAAUCAUACAGAUUGUUUGGUUUGGUUUGAUUUUGGUUUUGAAUAUCAUUACUACCGACAUGUUCGACAUUACAUGUUUACAAGAAAAAAAACAUAGAGUCUGGACUUCCUGCAGGCAUGAUUUGUACACAGCCCACUGGAGGAACAAAUCAAAUGGGUUGUGUUAUGACGUUUGCACUGUCCGAUAUAAUCAACUAUACAAAAUCUCAAAAAAAUUUCGGUCAUUUUAUAUUAUUGUACUUUGAGUCUAGCUCUUAAUUGAACUUUUAGCAAACUUAAAAGUUUCCCAAACUAGUCCUUAUGAUCAAAGUAGUACCUUGCCUUCCAGAGAGACUCUGGGUGUACAAUAUUAAUCUUUUUGUAAAUAAAGUGUAAAUGGUAUAUAUAAAGAGUGGCCAAACACAAACAAGUUUAGUUUUUAAAACAAAUUUGGGUACACGCACUGUUGUAAUUUCUGCUAUAAUAGCACUGUUGUAAUUUCUGCUAUAAUAGCAGAAAGCUUAUAAAUGUUAAGAGUAAAACCCCAUAGUUUAAAAAGGGGCUCGGUUUUUAACAGUAUUAUUUGCUUGCAGCACUUCUCUUACAAUAGACCGAUCCAGUAGGCUCCGCCCACAACGCUUGUGUGAGCAAGAACACGUGGGGCUCUCCAAUGCC
Molecule: messenger RNA, 3592 nt
Organism: Asterias rubens (European starfish)
Lineage: Eukaryota; Metazoa; Echinodermata; Asteroidea; Forcipulatida; Asteriidae
Product: cholecystokinin receptor-like
Exons: 6
Coding region: 916-2220 (434 amino acids)
Biological process (GO): neuropeptide signaling pathway
Cellular component (GO): membrane
Molecular function (GO): gastrin receptor activity; neuropeptide receptor activity
Source: RefSeq, a predicted model, not a curated record